UCUUUGCAUAAAAUUAUAUGAAAAAUGGCUCCCUUAUUCUCCAGAUUGAAAACCCUCCUUUCACGUGAUGUUAUCAUUUCUUCUCUCACUGCUAGAGAUGUAAGGUUCCCAACUUCAGCCUGUGGAACAGGUCAUGGCUCUGACGCUCUACACAAAGACCCUAACUAUUCAGCAGCUUAUGCAGUUUUGACUGCAGCUAGCAGCAAUAGUGAAGGAGGCAGUCUUUAUAGUGGCCAUGGAUUAACGUUCACAAUAGGCCGUGGAAAUGAGGUUGUUUGUGCUGCAAUAAAAUCACUGGAGCCGCUAGUAGUUGGUAGAUCACUGGUCGAUAUAUUUACUGACUUUGCUUCGUUUUGGCACAGUCUGACGUGUGAGACACAACUCCGCUGGAUAGGACCAGAGAAAGGAGCAAUACACCUAGCAGUAGCUGCAGUCAUUAAUGCACUGUGGGACCUCUGGGGUAAGAUAGAGUGUAAACCAGUCUGGGAGCUAUUAUCAGACAUGAGUCCCGAGGAGAUUAUAUCGCUAAUUGAUUGGCAGUAUCUCUCUGAUGCUAUUACAAAGGAUGAAGCACUAGCAAUACUACACAAGCAGUAUCCUUCACGUAGAGAGAGGGUGGAAGAUUUAAAAGAGAAUGGAUAUCCAGCUUACAUUACAUCAGCUGGCUGGAUGGGGUACAGUGAUGAGGUUGUAGAGGAGCGACUUCAGUCUGCUUUAAAGUCUGGUUUCACUAAAUUCAAGAUGAAAGUCUCUCGUGAUCUCUCAGUUGAUAAGCAUCGCUGUGAAUUAUUUCGUUCAAUUCUUGGUCCCGACGUUCCACUGAUGAUGGAUGCUAAUCAAUGCUGGGAUGUGGAUGAAGCAAUAGCUCACAUGACAGCUCUAUCAAUGUAUAAGCCAUUGUGGAUAGAAGAGCCCACAUCUCCUGAUGAUAUACUGGGCCAUGCUAAGAUUGGCAGGGCAUUGCGUCCACUGGGCAUUGGUAUAGCUACUGGAGAAUAUGCGCACAAUCGUGUGAUGUUCAAGCAGUUUUUAGAAUCAGGAGCUAUGGACUACUGUCAGAUUGAUAGCUGUAGAUUAGGAGGCAUCAAUGAGAAUAUUGCUGUCAUGUUGCUAGCUCAAAAGUUUGGAGUCCCCGUCUGCCCUCAUGCUGGUGGCUGUGGGCUCUGUGAAAUGACACAGCAUUUAAGCAUAUUCUACUACAUAUGCAUCAAUGAUAAAAGAGAGUCACAGAUGCUUGAGUAUGCUGAUCACUUGCAUGAACAUUUUGUCUAUCCUUCAAUAAUUAAGAAUGGAUGCUACAUUGUUCCAACUGACCAUGGCUACUCUACAAAGAUGAAAGAUCAGUCUCUGCUUGAGUAUGAGUUUCCUAAAGGGAUAAAGUGGACAUAAUAUUUAUUUUGAAUUAAUUUUGUAUUACUGCUUACCUUUGGAUUUCCAAAAUAGAUUUUGCUGCUGCAAUUCUA
Messenger RNA from Amphimedon queenslandica, 1463 nucleotides. Its product is annotated as mitochondrial enolase superfamily member 1-like. The transcript is spliced from 3 exons. Gene Ontology annotation, molecular function: magnesium ion binding; L-fuconate dehydratase activity. Lineage: Eukaryota; Metazoa; Porifera; Demospongiae; Haplosclerida; Niphatidae. Gene Ontology annotation, biological process: carbohydrate catabolic process; amino acid catabolic process. The record is from RefSeq and is a predicted model, not a curated record. The coding region runs from base 25 to 1389 and encodes 454 amino acids.